UAAAAGACGUAGAGGACGGACAAAAAUGUUAAAAGUUCAUGGUAGGAGUAGUAACGAAAAGCUAGUCGUUACAUUCAAUAAAUGCGGUCAACCAAUUGGAGACAAGAAGAUUAGAUAUGAGCUAAGCAAUUUUAUGGGGACACUAGUUAAAGAUCAUGUGUCGCUUACUCAUGUUAACUGGCAUCUUGUUCCGCAAGAAUUAAAGAACAAAAUGUUGCAAUAUAUUCUGGAUAGGUAUGAUAUUCCGGAACACGGGCAAAAAUGGAUAAAUAAGACACUUAAUUCUUCUUGGAGAGUGCACAAGUCCCGUGUCAAGAAGGAUCAUUAUACAAAAUAUGACACUGACGAAAAAAGGAUUGAAAAUAGGCCACCUGAAAUUCCACUGGAUGAUUUUAAGAUAUUGUUGAAGUAUUGGGCAGAUGAAGGAGUUCAGUCACUUGCAGAGGAUAAUACAGCACGUCGUCAUUCUUAUGUUGACCCCCACACACUUGGUCGUAAAACUCUUGCUGAACUUAAAGAUGAACUGAAAAGUAAAGACCCCAAUCUUGCCUCUCCCUCACAAGCUAAAAUCUAUGUGAAAAGUCGUAAGCACAAAAAGGGGCACAAGUACAAGUCAAAUAGGAAAGCAAUCAACAAAAGAAUUGAUUCCAUUGACGAGAUGCUGAAAGAAGGAAAUGAUGCAGAUGUGAUGCUUCCCGGAGGCAAACAUGGGGCAGAUUGGUUGGUAGGAAGGAAGGGCACAGCAGUUGCCUUGGAAAAAAUUCACGCUAUUCCAGAACCUUAUGUUGAUGAGUUGACUGCAAAGAUAACUCAAAAUCUGGAGAAUGAAAUGGAAGCCAAGGUAAACAGAAAAGUCCAGGAGAACAUGGCUUGGUUGCUAAAAAAACUAGGAGAGGCAAAUCCUAGUAUGAAAUUUGAUAUUGGAGACUUUUGUGCGACCUUCUCAAGUGAUCAAGACGAGAAUGGCACACCUAUCACUCCCGCCACUCAAACUCCUGGCACACAAGGCGGCACUUCUUAAAUAUGUUAUCGGAUUUGCCUUUAUCAAACUUAGUUACUUUUAUGCUCUUGUACCUUGGUAGACAGUACUUUGAACUGUUAUUUAGUACUUAUGUCGUAAUUUGGAUAUGCAGUAUUUUGGAGAAGUUGGUGUAGGAAAUGAGACUAUUUGGAGUAGUUGGUUUUGGAGUACUUUUGUCAUGUACUGGAAUUGGUUUGGUUUAGAGAUGA
This is a messenger RNA of Daucus carota subsp. sativus, 1230 nucleotides long. RefSeq lists its product as uncharacterized. Bases 26 to 1021 code for a protein of 331 amino acids. The transcript has 5 exons. The record is from RefSeq and is a predicted model, not a curated record. NCBI's taxonomy places the organism in Eukaryota, Viridiplantae, Streptophyta, Magnoliopsida, Apiales, Apiaceae.